UUUUUCCAUUAAUUCAUUUCUCGAGUGAGUCAAGGGUUCCGUUUGGGGUUCACCCUCUACCACCGCCGUCAGCACUCGGCAGUGCACCUCCUUUUCCUCCUCUGUCUCGCUCAUCCCUUCUCCGGUCGUCGGAACAAGCUUCUCAACCACUCUAUCGAACCACCAGUUUAACCAUGGCUUGGAGGCGCGUCCUCGCGAAGCUUGGAAAACAACAAUUGUUGGGGCGCUCACAUUUUUAUGGAAGAUCUCAAUCUCAUCGUGUGACAGACAAGAUUGAAGCUGGUAUUGAUGACCGAAUUGGAAACUUCCACGAAAGGUUCCAGUCGAGUUAUGCUGGAAAUUUUGCUCGAAGAGUAAGAGAUACUGAUGGCAUGAAUGAUGUAACAUUGCUUAAAGAGCUAUACAAAAAUGAUCCAGAAAGAGUUAUUAGACUCUUUGAAAGUCAGCCAUCACUGCACUCAAACCCUUCUGCACUUGCUGAGUAUGUUAAGGCAUUAGUGAAAGUUGAUAGGUUGGACCAAAGUACAUUGCUGGAAACUUUACAAAGAGGUGUAGGCAUUGCUAACUCAGCAAGGGAGGAGGAUCUCUUAACCAACUAUAACAGUAUCCCAGCAUUAAAGAAUGCUGGCCUAUCAACAAAGGAUGGUAUUCUUGGGACUGCAAAUGCCCCCAUACAUAUGGUGACUGCAGAAUCCAGCAAUUUUAAAGAGCAGUUAUGGCGUACAUUUCGGACUCUUGCAGUCUCAUUUCUGGUAAUAUCUGGUGUUGGAGCACUUAUUGAGGAUAGGGGAAUCAGUAAAGCAGGCCUCGGUCUACAUGAAGAGGUUCAACCAAGCAUGGAUUCUAGCACAAAAUUUAGUGAUGUAAAAGGCGUUGAUGAGGCCAAAGCUGAACUAGAGGAAAUUGUCCAUUACCUUCGUGAUCCUAAGCGUUUCACCCGUCUUGGUGGGAAGCUUCCAAAAGGUGUGUUGCUGGUUGGUCCCCCUGGCACAGGGAAGACAAUGCUAGCAAGGGCUAUUGCAGGGGAAGCCAGUGUCCCUUUUUUCUCAUGCAGUGGCAGCGAGUUUGAAGAAAUGUUUGUUGGUGUGGGAGCUAGGAGAGUUCGGGAUCUUUUUGCUGCUGCAAAGAAAAGAUCUCCCUGUAUUAUAUUCAUUGAUGAGAUUGAUGCAAUUGGUGGGAGCCGCAACCCCAAGGAUCAACAGUACAUGAAAAUGACACUGAAUCAAUUACUUGUUGAACUGGAUGGUUUUAAGCAGAACGAAGGCAUUAUUGUCAUUGCAGCAACCAACUUCCCAGAGUCAUUAGACAAAGCUCUUGUGAGGCCUGGUCGUUUUGAUCGCCAUAUUGUUGUUCCCAAUCCAGAUGUUGAGGGAAGAAGACAGAUUUUAGAAUCCCACAUGUCAAAGGUCUUGAAGGCGGAAGAUGUGGAUCUGAUGAUAAUUGCCAGGGGUACACCAGGGUUCUCAGGUGCGGAUCUUGCAAAUUUGGUUAAUGUUGCUGCCCUUAAGGCUGCUAUGGAUGGAGCAAUAGCUGUUACAAUGGCUGACCUGGAGUAUGCAAAAGACAAGAUAAUGAUGGGCAGCGAAAGGAAAUCAGCAGUUAUUUCUGAAGAAUCCAAGAAGUUGACAGCUUAUCAUGAAGGUGGUCAUGCUCUUGUUGCUGUCCACACUGAUGGUGCCCUUCCAGUCCACAAAGCUACAAUUGUGCCCCGAGGGAUGUCCCUUGGUAUGGUUGCCCAGUUGCCAGAGAAGGAUGAGACAAGCAUCUCUAAGAAACAAAUGCUGGCAAGACUUGAUGUGUGCAUGGGUGGCCGGGUAGCCGAAGAGCUAAUAUUUGGGGAGAAUGAAGUGACUUCUGGCGCUUCAUCAGAUCUGCAACAGGCAACUAAACUUGCAAGAGCAAUGGUCACAAAAUAUGGAAUGAGUAAGCUGGUUGGUUUUGUUUCACACAACUAUGAUGAUAAUGGCAGGAGCAUGAGCACCGAAACAAGGCUACUGAUUGAGGAGGAGAUCAAGGUUUUUCUGGAAAGGGCGUACAAUAAUGCAAAAACUAUAUUGACAACCCACAACAAAGAGCUGCAUGCUCUUGCCAAUGCGCUUCUUGAGCACGAAACACUUUCUGGUGCACAGAUCAAGAACUUACUUGCUCAAGUAAAUAGUCACACGCAGCAGCAACAUCAGGAAGUGGCACCUGCUCAAGUGAAUUCCCCAGCAGCACCUACAAUGCCUCCCUCAGCAGCUGCAUCAGCUGCUGCAGCUGCAGCCGCUGCCGCAGCCCAAGCAGCAGCUAAGGCUAAGGGAGUUGCUCAGCCUGCAGUUGGGUCUUAGUCACAAAUUAUGUUCUACAUUUCAGCAUGUAUAGUUUUUUAUGCUGCAGGUUAUUUAUACCAUCAGAAAGCACAAACAGGAUGGCCACAGAAAGAGAUGACGUUAAAAAUUCAAUUAUGGACAGCUUAACUUGUGUGUGUAUGUGUAACAUUCAUUUUCUGCUUCACUGAUUAACACAAGAACACAACUAGAACUUUGGUGUUCUGAAUAUUUCCAAAUUUUGAAUUGGUACCUGUCUACUGUAAUACUAAUAAUGUUCAGUACCUUUAAAUUAUAAUUAUAAUUCAUGUUCUGUUGUCUCUUA
Molecule: messenger RNA, 2631 nt
Organism: Zingiber officinale
Lineage: Eukaryota; Viridiplantae; Streptophyta; Magnoliopsida; Zingiberales; Zingiberaceae
Product: ATP-dependent zinc metalloprotease FTSH 5, mitochondrial-like
Exons: 7
Coding region: 174-2327 (717 amino acids)
Biological process (GO): proteolysis
Cellular component (GO): membrane; chloroplast thylakoid
Molecular function (GO): ATP-dependent peptidase activity; metalloendopeptidase activity; ATP binding
Source: RefSeq, a predicted model, not a curated record